AUGGAAGAACAAGCCCGGGCAGGCAGGCUUCACUGUCGAAUGUUCCUGAAUGUGAAGACACGUUUUUUCACUGAGCCUAAGGAAAACACUUUACCGAACUCAUGGAUCCCUCCUGAAUCUGACGCAGUGGCAGAGGAUGAGGUCUCCGCUUCAGAGCCAGUGCCAGAGGCUGACAGGGCGGCAUCUGCUCCACUGCCCGUUCCAGAGCCUGCACACCAGAGGCCGACAGGACAGCCUCCAUUCCAGAGCCAGCUCCAGGGCCAGCACUAGGGGCAGACAGGGUGGCCUCCACUCCAGAGCCAGUGUCAGGGGCCGAAAGGGUGGCCUCAACUCCAGAUUUCUGUGAGCACAAGCUCUUUGCCAAGCUGUCUGGCUUUGAAGACGUCAUCACCCUGCCACCUGGCUUCAGUGCAGACAAGCUUUUUGCCCCGCCACCCAGCUUCGAAGACAUCAUUGCUCCACUUCCCAGCUUCAACAUAGACAAGCUCUUCUCCCCACCAUCUGGCUUCAAGGACAUCAUUGCACUGAUGCCUGGCUUCGAGGAUAUAAUUGCUCCACCGCCUGGCUUCAGCACAGACGAGCUGUUUACCUCACUGCCAGGAUUUGAGGACAUCAUUGCUCCACUGCUGGGCUUCACCAAGAACGAGACUGUCACUGAAGCCAAAGCCCAAGUCCUGUCCAGAGCCCGAGCCCAUGCCCUGUCCAGAGCCCGAGCCCAUGCCCUGUCCAGAGCCAGAGCCCAUGCCCUGUCCAGAGCCCAAGCCCAAGUCCAUUCCUCAACCAGAACCCAAGCUUCUGUCUGUGUCCUUGCCCAUGUUCAAGACCUGACCUGAGCCUGAGUCCCCACCUAAGCCCAGGAUCCAGUGCCACGUCCACCCAGAGCCAGAGCAGAGCACCGAUGGUAUGGCAUCCAGCGUGAGGUCCUUAUCCCCAGGACCAUCCAAGAGGGGUUCUUUGGGGGGGAGUUUCUGUCGCAUCUGCAUGCAUUCCUGCCUUGAACUUCUACUCGCAUGCGUUUGCGCUCUGCGUCUCAAAGACUAAUUACACGCACACUCGUGGCUAAUUUGGAAUGCAAUCAGCAUGUGUUUAAAAGGACACCGAGAAAUCACACAUGAUAUCUUCAUACUGACCCUUCCCACUCACGUGACCUUCGUAAAUGCGACCGCCAUUUUGGACAUGAAAACAUAAAAGAAAAAGGAGCAAGAUGCAGAAAACACCUUCACUAUCCAGGAUUGUUCACUGACGUUCGGAAGUACACGAAGCCCUCGUCUUUACCUGACUUUGGCCCACAUGAUCUGUAUACCUAUGUCAUUAAAAACCCAUCGCCAUACACAGGUAUUGAUCUGAAAGCGUAUAAGAGUUUGGAUGCCUACAAAUAUUUUGUGUCAGGCUGGGUAACAUGCCUACAUCAGUGGGUCGUCCCUGGAGCCGGUGGUCGCCAUCUUAUUACAGCUAAGGGACGAGGUGAGCCAACUGGCCGCGUGGUGCAGAGACAACAAUCUCUCUCUUAAUGUGGAGAAGACGAAGGAGAUGGUUACCGACUUCCGGAGAGCCUCCACCCAGUAUCCUCCACUGACCAUCAACGGUGCCGCUGUGGAGAGAGUGAGCAGCAUCAAGUUCCUGGGUGUGUACCUCCCCGAGGAUCUCUUCUGGAGCAGCAACACUGCAUCGCUGGCCAGGAAAGCUCAGCAGCGUCUCUACUUCCUCCACAGACUGAAAAGAGCUAGAGCACCAGUCCCUAUCAUGCACACCUUCUACCGCAGAACCACUGACAGCAUCCUGACCAGCUGCAUCACUGUGUGGUACGGCGGCUGUACUGCAUCCUGCCAGAAGACGCUGCAGCACAUAGUGAGAGCAGCUGAGAUCAUCAUCGGUGUCCGCCUACCCUCCCUUCAGGAUAUUUACAACACACGCCUGGCCCGCAGAGCACUCAGCAUUGCGGGAGACUCCACCCAUCCCAACCACCACUUCUUCAGCCUCCUGCCUUCUGGGAGAAGAUUGAGAAGCCUCCGGGCGAGAACCAGCAGACUGAGAGACAGUUUCAUCCACCAAGCCGUCAGGAUGCUGAACUCCCUCCCAGGCCAGUACCCCCUUCCCUUAACACACAAACCAAAUGUCACCAGCCACUUUAACGAACUGUAACGAAAUUUAAUUGCACUAUGUUAAAACUGUUUACAAUACUGUUUACACUUUAUACAUCUUUUAUCUUUGAUAGACUUCACUGCUGUACUGUUUAUACUGUCAUAUCUGCCAUAUUUAUACUUACACUGUAAAUUCUGCUCAUACUGCCAUAUUUAUAUUUAUACUGAUAAUUCUGUUUAUAUUGUGCUAUAUUGCCCUGCUAUACUGUCAGACUGCUGUUCCCAUUUACAUUGUUCAUUCUGUUUAUAUUGUCAUUCGUCACAUUUAAAUUUAUACCAUUAAUUCUGUUCACACUG
Molecule: messenger RNA, 2438 nt
Organism: Neoarius graeffei (lesser salmon catfish)
Lineage: Eukaryota; Metazoa; Chordata; Actinopteri; Siluriformes; Ariidae
Exons: 4
Coding region: 1531-2142 (203 amino acids)
Molecular function (GO): 2-oxoglutarate-dependent dioxygenase activity; methyltransferase activity
Source: RefSeq, a predicted model, not a curated record